Messenger RNA from Astyanax mexicanus (Mexican tetra), 4281 nucleotides. It is a transcript of the gene daam2, whose product is annotated as dishevelled associated activator of morphogenesis 2. Gene Ontology annotation, molecular function: actin binding; small GTPase binding. The record is from RefSeq and is a predicted model, not a curated record. The coding region runs from base 347 to 3583 and encodes 1078 amino acids. NCBI's taxonomy places the organism in Eukaryota, Metazoa, Chordata, Actinopteri, Characiformes, Acestrorhamphidae. Gene Ontology annotation, biological process: positive regulation of canonical Wnt signaling pathway; actin cytoskeleton organization; negative regulation of oligodendrocyte differentiation. The transcript is spliced from 26 exons.
GCACACUCAGCUGAAAAGCAGGCUCUGGUGCAGUAGCUCAAAGGGAAGUAGCCGCUCAGGCAGAAACAGCGUUCUGCUCCGGCCGGGAACGCUUUCUGUGUUCAUCUAUUGGUGGAGAAGGUUCUAUCCGGAUCAGAAGCAUAGGAUCUGGGAAAAACAAGAUACGUUACACUUUGAAAGGGACUUUUGAAGGAUCUGGAGGGGUCUCGGUGCUCAUGAAGUGGGCAGGAUGAGAGAAUUUCAGGGGCUGCUUUCUGAAAGGGAUCAUGCCCCCUAGAUAGCAGACUCAGCGUUUUUCGCCUUUCUGGCCCCCGGCCCCGGCCUCGGCCCCUCCAGCCUGGAGAGGAUGCCUCCCCGGAAGCGCACGCGGCCCGCCCUGGGCUUCCUGUGCUGCUUCGGCAGCAGCGAGCCCCCUGAGAUUAACCUGAAGGACAGCGUCCCCCUGCAGCUGCUGGAGUUCAGCGCCCCCAUGCCCCCGGAGGAGGAACUGCAUGCCCGCUUCUCUGAACUGGUGGAUGAACUGGACCUCACUGAUAAGAACAGGGAGGCCAUGUUUGCCCUGCCGGCUGAGAAGAAAUGGCAGAUCUACUGCAGCAAGAAGAAGGAACAAGAGGAUCCCAACAAGCUCGCCACCAGCUGGCCUGACUACUACAUAGACCGUAUCAACUCCAUGGCUGCUAUGCAGGCACUUUUCGCAUUUGACGAGGAGGAGAUGGAGAUGAGGAAUAAAGUGGUGGAGGAUCUGAAGACGGCACUCCGCACUCAGCCAAUGAGGUUUGUGACACGCUUCAUCGAGCUGGAUGGUCUGACCUGUCUGCUGAACUUCUUGAAGAGCAUGGACUUCGAGACUUCAGAGAGCCGCAUCCACACCUCCAUCAUCGGCUGCAUCAAAGCACUGAUGAAUAACUCUCAGGGCCGGGCUCACGUCCUCGCCCACCCGCAGAGCAUCAACACCAUCUCUCAGAGCUUACGCCAGGACAACAUCAAGACCAAGGUGGCUGUGCUGGAGAUCCUGGGUGCGGUCUGUCUGGUUCCUGACGGCCAUAAGAAGGUGCUGCAGGCGAUGGCUCACUACCAGAAGUACGCUGCGGAAAGGACGCGCUUCCAGACUCUUCUGAACGAGCUGGACAGGAGCACAGGGCGCUACAGAGACGAGGUCAACCUGAAGACGGCCAUCAUGUCUUUCAUUAACGCUGUGCUGAACGCUGGAGCGGGAGAGGACAACCUAGAGUUUCGCCUCCAUUUAAGGUACGAGUUUCUAAUGUUGGGCAUCCAGCCAGUCAUCGACAAGCUCCGAGGUCACGAGAACGCAACCCUCGACAGACAUCUGGACUUCUUUGAGAUGGUGCGAAAUGAGGACGACAGUGAACUGGCCAAGCGCUUUGACAUGACGCACGUGGACACCAAGAGCGCCGGCCAGAUGUUUGAGCUGAUCAAGAAGAAGCUGAGCCACUCAGAUGCCUACCCUCACCUUCUGUCUAUUCUCCAGCACUGCCUUCAGAUGCCAUAUAAACGUGGUGCAGGUGGCAUCCAGCAGUGGCAGCUUCUAGAUCGAAUCCUCCAGCAGAUUGUUCUGCAGGAUGACAAAGGAGAAGACCCGGAUGUUUCUCCGUUGGACAACUUCAAUGUCAAGAACAUCAUUCGAAUGCUCGUCAAUGAGAACGAGGUGAAGCAGUGGCGAGACCAGGCUGAGAAGUUCAGAAAAGACCAUGCUGAGCUGAUGGCACGGCUGGAGAGGAAGGAGCGCGAGUGUGAGACCAAAACCCAAGAGAAAGAUGAAAUGAUGAAGACUCUGAACAAGAUGAAGGAUAAGCUGCAGAGGGAAGGAGUGGAGCUGCGCUCUGCCAGAGAGCAGGUUAUAGACCUGUCCUCUCGGAUCAACGACUAUUCGAAUGGAGGUGUCCCAUUCCCUCCACCACCUCCUCCACCUGGAGGCCCGAUGGCUCCUCCUCCUCCACCCAUGAUGGGUGGCUUUCCUCCGCCUCCUCCUCCACUCCCCUUCUCCAGCCCACCCCCGCCUCCACCCCCACCUCCUCCCGGCGGUCCACCUCCUCCACCCGGAGCGCCCCCACUCUUCACCGGAGCUCCGCCUCCUCCAGGGCCCGGCUCCUUCAGCAGCAGCACCACCAGCCUGCGCACCAAGAGCAUCCCACAGCCCUCGCAUCCGCUCAAGUCCUUCAACUGGGCCAAACUGGGCGAGAACAAGAUUACUGGUACCAUUUGGCACGACAUCGAUGACCUGAGGGCCUUCAAAGUUCUCGAUCUGAAAGAAAUCGAGAAGAUGUUCUCGGCUUAUCAGAGGCAACAAGAGCUGCUCACUAACCAAUCCUUCAAGCAGAAGGAGACCGGCUCCAUGGACGACUUGUACCUCACCUCACGGAAAGUGAAGGAGCUGUCAGUCAUCGAUGGGCGGCGGGCACAGAACUGUGUUAUCUUGCUCUCCAAGUUGAAAAUGAGCAAUGAGGAGAUCAAGCGAGCCAUUCUGGAGAUGGAUGAGAGGGAGGAACUGGCUAAAGAUAUGCUUGAGCAGCUGCUUAAAUUCGUUCCCGAGAAGAGUGACAUUGACCUUUUGGAGGAGCACAAGCAUGAGUUGGAGCGCAUGGCCCGAGCCGACCGCUUUCUCUUCGAGAUGAGCAGGAUUGACCACUACCAGCAAAGGCUUCAGUCUCUCUUCUUCAAGAAGAAGUUUGCAGAAAGACUGGCAGAGACCAAGCCAAAGGUUGAGGCCAUUCUCCAUGCAUCCCGUGAGCUGGUGAGGAGUAAGCGUCUGACUCAGAUUCUGGAGGUGGUCCUAGCCUUUGGGAACUUCAUGAACAAAGGCCAAAGAGGGAAUGCCUACGGCUUCAAAGUGUCCAGCCUGAAUAAGAUAGCUGACACCAAGUCGAGCAUAGACAGGAGCAUCACCAUGUUGCACUACCUGAUCAUGAUCUUUGAGAAGAACUAUCCUGACACCCUUAACAUACCGCAGGAUCUGCUCAGUGUCCCAGAUGCAGCCAAAGUCAAUCUGGCUGAACUGGAGAAGGAGGUCUACAGUAUAAAGAGUGGACUAAAGGGUCUGGAGGCUGAGCUGCAGUACCAGCAGGCCAGAGUACGAGACAGAGGGGACAAGUUUGUGCCUGUGGUCAGCGACUUCAUCACAGUGGCCAGUUUUAGUUUCUCUGAGUUGGAGGAUCUGCUGAACGAGGCAAAAGAAAAGUUUAUGAAGGCGCUGAAGCACUUUGGAGAGGAGCAGGGGCGAAUGCAGCCGGAUGAAUUCUUUGGGAUUUUUGACACCUUCCUGCAGUCAUUCAGUGAGGCUCGGCAGGACCUGGAGAACAUGCAGCGCCGUAAGGAGGAGGAAGAAAAGAGAGCACGUAUGGAGGCUAUGUUGAAGGAUCAAAGGGAGCGAGAAAGGAGGGCCAAGAAAAGUGCAGGAGGUGUGUCCGAGGAAGUGGGCGAGUUCGAUGACCUGGUGUCGGCCCUGCGCUCGGGAGAAGUGUUUGAUAAGGACCUCUCAAAGCUGAAACGCAACCGCAAGCGCUCAGUCAACCAGCUGGUGGAGAGCGGUGGGCGCGAAAGGCCAAUCACCAAGGUCAACUAUUGACCCCUGUGAAAGCUUGUUUCACAGACACUGUACCUGAAGGAAACUCCUAACUGCCGUACGCCUCCCUUGUCACCUACAUCUUCCAUCCUGUCCUAACCCAUAACGAUUUACAAGCUAAAGACGACAGACACUGUGGGACAGUCCUCUGUGUGCCGGAAAUUCCUAGAGCACUGUGCUCCAUACACUUUCUUUAAUCUCCUCUUAUUGCUUAUUCCUAAAGAAAUCCUACAUGGUCUUCCUCCUCCGCAUGUAUGAAGAUGAUGGUGGUGAAGAUGAUGAUGAUGAUGAUGACGAGUAUUCACUCCUCCAGAUCAACUCCAAAUGUAGCCUCAAACUGCCGAGUUCCCAAACCAACCACUGCAGUGUCCAGAUUUUAGUUUUAGCUUUCACGUUCACGAUUACCGCAAAAUUAUCACAAGAUGGUUACGAUUAGCCUGAGAAGAACCGCUAAUCUAGGUCCAAUAUGGUUGGCUGGUGCCAUAGCCUGUACUAGUAGCACUUGGAGAUUGGAAAUGGGUCAAUCUAGUUCAGGUUGCAAACAUGUUUGAGCAGAACAUGGGAGGACUCUCUGAAACACCUCUGGACACCUUUUUGCCCUGUGUUGAAAGACACUGCCAGCUGUGUUAGGUGCUGAUACCCUGUGUGCCUCUCUCUCCAGCUACAUUUCUCUGGUGCUUUGAUUAGAAGACCGUGUCCUC